Messenger RNA from Lentinula edodes (shiitake mushroom), 798 nucleotides. RefSeq lists its product as uncharacterized. NCBI's taxonomy places the organism in Eukaryota, Fungi, Basidiomycota, Agaricomycetes, Agaricales, Omphalotaceae. The record is from RefSeq and is a predicted model, not a curated record. Bases 204 to 743 code for a protein of 179 amino acids. The transcript has 2 exons.
GCUCCCGUCGGAUCUACAGAAGACCUUUCCGAUUCCGGACUCAUCCGGAGUCCGCUUCUCUUAAAUAAUGCCAACGACAGUUGCGUCCCGUCUAUCAUAGAAUCUUUGCUGGCCAAAGACUCCUCCAACAAAUCCUUCAUCCUUCAUUCUCGUGUCCUCACUGUCUUGUACCCACCCACUGUCUAUCUUCCUGGGGUCUCAUUAUGCGUUCUCUCCAACUCACUUGUUGGACAGCCCUCCUUGUCCUCAGCCUCAGUUCCGUCGUGUGUGCUAUUCCCAUGUCCUUGAAGCCCAUGCCUUCCCUUCCUGCGUUCAAAUCCGUGCCUUCCAACUACAUGAAGGAAGUCUCAAUCCUUUUCACGGCAUCGAAGAAUUCACCAGUUACGACACAGCGUAUAACGAAGGACAAAGCUACCAAAUAUCCCGCUCAGAAAGUUGUCGAAGCGAUGUUCGAAUCGGCGUGGAAGGAGCUGGGUUUGGAACAAUCUGGAAAACUGCCAGUCAUGCAUUUCUUCACGUACCAGUACCUUCGUAAUUGGAACCAUCGAGAAGUGCUCAAAUACGAGAUCACUCGCGAUGCUGCGAAACAUGGGAAGGGGACGUGUAACGAUAAUUGCUACGCGACUGCAACACCAGUUGAAGGAAAAAAUGAUCAUUUCGAUUUUGAGAUCCAAUUGGACGUGGAAGGGGAGGACGGAAAACUUCAGGUCUUUUCGAAGAAGGGAGUCAAGGUAGAUUUGUAGGAGAAAAGGUCCCGUUAGGAUGUGUACUUGAAAUGUGUUUGGGAUUGAAUCCCAC